AUGCUUGUUCUGGCACUGAUUUGGAGCGUAGCUUUGAGCUAUGAGGUUCAGUGCAUUGAGGAAGAGGACGGCCAGUGCGUCAGAUGUCCGCGCGGAUACAUUGUUAACCAGAGGCUCAACGCCUGUGUUUGGAAUCGCGCUUCUGAACCGCCCAUUAUAUGCCCCGAGGGCUACUUCCUCGAUAAGGGGCUCUGUACCCUAUGCCAUUCAUCGUGCGAGACAUGCACCGGAUCAGCAGAGCCAAAUGGUUGCACCGUAUGUGCUCAGGGCUACUACCCGGCGUUUACGGAGGCAUCAGGCUUGUGCAUUCCUUGCUCAACAAGUCACGGAGUGGUUGCUGGAAUACCUGGAUGUGUCCAUUGCGCACGCGACGGAGAUAGCCUGUAUUGUUUUGAAAGGCGGCAACUAAAAAGCAACCUCGCCACCAUUCGUAAGACUUUAGUGAUAUCACUUGUUGUACUUGUGCUAGCCCUCUUCUCAAGCCUCAUAUUAAUCUUUGCCGGAGGCUCAAAGAUCAAGCACCGGCAGCGUAGACUGCCAGUACGAUACGUAGCACGACAUAAGAUGGUAUAA
Molecule: messenger RNA, 573 nt
Organism: Giardia duodenalis
Lineage: Eukaryota; Fornicata; Diplomonadida; Hexamitidae
Product: High cysteine membrane protein
Exons: 1
Coding region: 1-573 (190 amino acids)
Source: RefSeq, a predicted model, not a curated record